Molecule: messenger RNA, 276 nt
Organism: Gongylonema pulchrum
Lineage: Eukaryota; Metazoa; Nematoda; Chromadorea; Rhabditida; Gongylonematidae
Source: the annotation of a GenBank genome assembly
AUGGUUUUGGUUUUCUUAAUAAUCGUUGGCCUUACUGUUCAGACGGUGUUCCCUGGCCAAAGAGAAAAAGAAGCGCAACAACUGGAAAAAGAGAUUCGAAUGGAAGUAGAGCAGCUGCGAUCCGAGAAAAUAGUACUUACCGCGGAAAACGAGGAAUUCAGACGGCGAUUGAAUAGAGCCGAGGUGGAACAUCGUGAAUUUGAUGCACACCGUGCACGCAUGGAACGAGAACGCUCAGCGCUCAAACGAAAUAUUGAAUCGGUGAGUCGGUACUAA